Molecule: messenger RNA, 5216 nt
Organism: Thamnophis sirtalis
Lineage: Eukaryota; Metazoa; Chordata; Lepidosauria; Squamata; Natricidae
Source: RefSeq, a predicted model, not a curated record
CCUUUAUUUGGGACAGACAGGACUAGGAAAUACAGAAGAACUUGGAAAAUUGGGUCUUGAACCAGGAGAGAACUUCUGCAUGGGAGGACCUGGAAUGAUCUUCAGUCGUGAGGUUCUCAGAAGGAUGGUACCACAUAUAGGUGAAUGUCUUCAGGAGAUGUACACGACUCAUGAGGAUGUGGAAGUGGGCAGAUGUGUUCGGCGAUUUGGUGGUACUCAGUGUGUCUGGUCAUAUGAGAUGCAGCAAUUGUUCCAUGAAAACUAUGAACGCAACCGGAAAGGUUACAUACAGGAUCUUCACAACAGCAAAAUUCACACUGCAAUUACGCUUCAUCCAAAUAAAAGGCCAGCCUAUCAGUAUAGGCUUCAUAACUACAUAUUGACCCGUAAAAUUUCAGAAUUGCGUUACCGCACCAUCCAGCUCCAUAGAGAAAGUGCUCUCAUGAGUAAGCUCGGUAAUGAUGAAAUAAGCAAAGAAGAUCAGCUUCUGGGAAUGACGCCGUCGUUCAGUCGUUUCCAGCCCCGUGACAGGAAUGAAGUCAUUGAAUGGGAUUUUCUGACUGGAAAGCUCCUUUAUUCAAUAGCUGAGAAUCAGCCACCUAGACAAAACAUUAAUAACAUCCAGCGAGCAGCAUUAGAUGACACUGUAAUGCAGGUAAUGGAAAUAAUCAAUGAGAACUCUAAAUCUAGAGGAAGGCUUAUUGACUUCAAUGAAAUACAGUAUGGAUACCGCAGGGUUGACCCUCUGCACGGUGUAGAGUAUAUUCUGGAUUUGCUGCUUUUAUAUAAAAGGCACAAAGGAAGAAAGGUCACUGUUCCAGUUCGGAGACAUGCUUACCUUCAACAAUUAUUUAGUAAGCCUUUUUUCAGAGAGGAAGAAGAACUGGAUGUGAGAAGUGUGAUGGAAAAUGAGCCGAGUGACACACAAUCCCUCUCUCUCCUUUCUAAUUCUCUGAAGAUGUUCUCGCCAUUUAAAGACACCAAAGAAUUAAGGGAAAGCAAUACCAAGAAGAUACACAUUCUUGUCCCUCUCACAGGAAGAUACAAUAUUUUCUUGAGAUUUAUGGAGAAUUUUGAAAAGACUUGCCUUGUUACAAAGCAGAACGUGCGGCUGGCGGUUAUUCUCUUUAGCCCAGAUUCUAGUCAGGAGUCCAGUAAACAUAUAGAAUUGAUCAAUGCAUAUCGCAAUAAGUAUCCAAUGGCAGACAUCACUGUUAUUCCUAUGUCAGGAGCUUUUUCAAGAGGUUUGGGUCUUGAAACGGCUUCCUCUCGGUUUGAUAAUGAUACGUUGCUACUAUUCUGUGAUGUUGACCUAAUAUUUACUCCUGACUUUCUUCAGCGGUGUCGAGCUAAUACCAUCCAAGGAGAACAAGUUUACUACCCUAUUAUUUUCAGCCAGUAUGACCCCAAAGUAACCUAUGGAGGCCAUCCUCCUGUGGACAGUUAUUUUGUUUUCACUAAGAAAACAGGGUUUUGGAGAGAUUAUGGGUUUGGUAUCACUUGCAUUUAUAAAAGUGAUCUUAUAAAUGUAGGCGGAUUUGAUACUUCAAUUCAAGGUUGGGGACUCGAGGAUGUAGACCUUUUUUCUAAAGUAGUAACUUCUGGCUUGAAGGCAUUUAGAAGCCAAGAAGUGGGAGUUGUGCAUGUGUUCCAUCCAGUUCAUUGUGAUCCCAGUCUAGAGUCUAAACAAUACAAGAUGUGCUUGGGGUCUAAAGCAAGUACAUUUGGCUCUGCAAUGCAGCUAGCUGAAAUAUGGCUAGAAAAGCAUUUAGGUCUUAGGUAUAAUCAUACUUUCUCCUGAUAUUUUAACUGGGACUGGCUUCCUAGGAGAAGUUUACCUCAUUGCUUUUCCAUUUCAUCAUUGCAUUCUUAAACUUCUCUCUGUCUUCCAAAGGAUUUGUCUCUGACCUUUAACAAACUUCUAUUAGGAAUAUUGGAGACUCCUGCUGAACUGAUGUGUCUUUCUGUUCGUGAUCCGUAAACUGAGUGAAAUCAUUGCAACAGGACAGUUGCACAGAUAACAUCCAUCACUAGGAUCACAUCAGAAGAAUAGUCUCUUUGGACUUCAGGAUGCAAUAUUAAUCUUGAUUGUGUCUGUCAAACUUAAUGUGAUACAAAUAUUUUUCAGUGAAGGUAUCACAAAAGUGCUUUAUGCUUCCUCUGGGAAAGAGACUCUGGCAAACUUGAGUUUUAUAAUUUAUAUGAGGACUGAAAUAAAAACUAUUCUUUAUAAUUUUUAAGUAAUAAAUAAUGGACUCAUCUAUUUUUUAAAAUAAGGGAAAAAUACAUUUUCCAGGUGCAAUGGUACUGGCUACCAAGACCCUUAAACAGCAUAUCAAAUUGACCUCUUCGGUACUCUGCAAAUGGACUGUAUUUUUUUUUCGAGAAAACAUUAAUCAGAUAUUUGCAUAUGUUGAAAAGGUUACAAAUCAAUCACUUUCAUUUGCUGGUAAGAAGAAAUCAUGACACAAUAUGAUUAUUUAUAAUAAAGAAUAGGCAUGUGAUCUUGUGUUUUCUAAGACAAGAAUAUUUUGCUUUGUUUCUGUUUAGAUUGAACGUCUAAUAUAUACAUAGUUUUCUAAUUCCUUUCAUAAGACUGCACUUGUUACAAAGGGAAAUCAAAGGGUACUUAAUAUUGUCUUUUUAUAAUUCUGUGUUAAUAUUCAUAUUAUGAAUCAAUUGUUGUUAAACUUUAAAGAAAAUGUAAUUAUUUAACUAUGAAAGUACUAUUGCUGGUCAAAGUUCUUGCAAAUAUAUUUAUAAUAGUGAAGAUAUAUAGAAAGUGGAAUGUGUUAGGGUUUCCUUCUCUGUAAAAUCCAAAAAUUCCAGAAAAUAUAUUAUGGAUAGUAAAAAAAAUUGGAUGGUUAUGUUCUGUUAAAAUGAACACAAACCAUAACCGUAUCAUCAUUCAUAUAGUGAUUUGAUCAAAUUUAUGACAUGUAACUGUAACAUUUUUUUUUGAAAACCUGAAACAUUCCCAAGAAAUAUAUGUUAAUCCUGAUGACCAAUAUAAUGUGAUCAACUUUAAAGAACAAAGCAAGCAUCUCUAAAUAAAUAAUAUCUGGUAUUUUUAAGAAAAGGUGCUAAAAUGUAUAUGUUAUAAUGGCCACGAUAGAAUCUGAACAUAUUGCCUGAAACAUCUAAUGGAAUCCGCAAUUCUCACAGUUUAAUUGGCAGCAUGCUCACUUUGGCAGUAUAUAUACUAAACUAAAUUGGGAAAGAACAAGAGAUAGGUAUUCUGAAUAAGAAAUACUUGUAUCUUAUUCAAUUUUCUUUUACAAAUAACAAGAAUAACCAUGGCAACCAUGGUAACCCUGUUUCAGAAUUAAGAUUUUAUUAACCUAGAUUAAGUACAGUAAGAAAUACAUAUUUAGUGAUGAACUCAAUAGGUUUAGAAAUUCAGCACAAAGCAACAGUCUUUUGACCAUUACACCAAAGAUUCUUCCUAGAUGUUAUUUUUCUUUUGUAUAUUCCUUUUUUUCACAGCAUGUUACGCUAGUAUUUUCUUGUGACAGUGGUAAUUUCUCUCAUUUAGAUAUGACUCCCAGCAGUGUUCCAAUUCUGUAUGCCACAUUUAUACACAGGUAUAAUUUCAUGUCACACCUAUGUAUGCAUGUAAAAAUCCUACUGCUGUAUAAUUAGUCCUGAUUCAAAAUUAUAUACCGCAAAUUUUUCCCAGAUCAAUUGCAAUUAGCAUAUUUUAUUUUUAUGAUUGGGUAUUCUACGGUACCAACCUUAGUUGUUCUCUUUCUAGCUUCAUUGCAUAUCUGCUGUAGCAAGUUAGCUACUAUUUUUAGUUGGCCCAUUACCUAAUAUUUAAUGUAUAUGUAAGAUGAAGUUUGCAUAUAUUCUCAUAUUCAUAAUUAGCAUAUGGAAUAUCAAAACUAUAAUAAGAAUUUAGAGAGUCAAUUUGGUGUAAUGGUUAAAGGUGCAAGAUUAGAAGCUAGGAAACUGUGAGUUUUCGUCUUGCCAUAGGUACAAAGUCAGCUGGGUGACUUUGGGUCAGUUUUCUCUCUCAACCUUAGAAAUAAGGCAGUGGCAAACUAUUUCCAAAAAUAUUGCCAAGAAAAUAAUGUGGUUGCCAUGAGUCAAACCUGACUCAUAAGUCAAAUAAUUAAGUAUACAUGAGGUGUGCAAAAUAACCAACAACCUAUUUUAUCUUCACAAAUGAGGUACUAGGUUAUCUUAUAAGAUAGAGUACAGGCAAGCAGAUUUUAAGGUAAACAAAUAAUUUGGAGUGUUGAUAUUACCUAUGGCAACUCCUUAAAAUGUACCUCCAGAACUUCUCUGUCAAGCACUGUGGAAAUCAGAAUAUCCAAGCAAUUCAAAUGAGUUUAAAGAUUUAUUUCAAGUUUAUGCUGUCUACAAAACAGCCAAGCUGUCAAGGAAUUCAGUGGAAUUCAAGGUAGGCUGGAAUUAGUUCUCUUGUGGGCACGAAGAAACUCAUAACUAAUAAUGCCUUUGACCCCCUACGUCAGGCUCAGCCUGAUCAUCUUCUACAACCAUAUUCCCAACAAAAAUGGCUGCUUUAAAAAGUUGCAAGUAGUUGCUAUGCUUGUACCUUAGCAUACUCCAAAACAUCUUUUUCCCAUCAAAUCCAGAAUACUGCCUAGACCUAUCAGGUUAAAGAAUACUUAUUACUUUGGGACUUAGAAAGACUAAUGAAAAUUUAAAAAAUUCUGUCUGAAUUUGUUUUGUAGUUAUAGAGUGACAUGCACAACUACUUGUGAAAACCAAAACCUUGUUCCCCAAAAUGUGUAUUCUUACUACAUUGUCAUAUUGUAAUUUCCUUUUCUAUAUAAUUUUUUUCCUUUAUCUGUUGUUUGGAACACAGAUAUUUCUUGUUAACUUGAAGUUAUUAAAAUGUCAAUUAACUGUAUUUGAAGAAGUUAAGCUCUCCCUGGUAAUUUCAAAUGCAAAAAAUCAUGAGAGUUUACCUUAACUCCUUGAUAAAAAUGUUGAAUAUUUGUCCAUAGCCUUAAAGUAACAUGGUUUGCUCAGACAAAAUUUCAACAUAAAGCAUGAACUGAACUUGAUGACUGUACAGGGAAUUCUGUGUAAAAAAGGACUUGCCGGAUCGGGUCCUGAACUGAAAAAAAAUAUGAAAUGUCAAUUCUUAUUCUUUAGAGAUAUUUAUUUAGUGUAUGACCAAUUCAUUUGUUUACAUGAUGGAUUACUUUGUUGUAAACUGGAUUAUAAAUGUUUGUUAUAAAAUA